Molecule: messenger RNA, 2426 nt
Organism: Brassica rapa (field mustard)
Lineage: Eukaryota; Viridiplantae; Streptophyta; Magnoliopsida; Brassicales; Brassicaceae
Source: RefSeq, a predicted model, not a curated record
CACGGAAGACCUCCGUCCAACACGAUCUUUAAAAUAUUUUGGACUACGCUCUGUAUUGUUAUCACUUAUUUAUAACACUAGUUUGCAUACAAACUUUCAUUGUUAUAACCUGAAAUAACACAAAAUUCAACAUAAGACGCAUCAGACCAAUAUAAGAUGUCUAAAUGCAACUAAAAUUUCAGUUUCAUUGACUAUUGAUGUGCUCUCUCUCUCUAAGAAUAGUUUUGUCCUACAAAAUUUGGUCACAAAAUUGGAGCAUGGUUCGCUUAUAGCAUUCAUUAAUUGGAGCAUGGUUGAUACUUGGUUUGGUGACUAUGUAAAAACCAGAAUCGAAAUCGGUUUUAGGCUUUUAGCUUAUUUUUUCAAUUCUGGUUUGACUACUAGUCAAAUCGAUCAGCAACAUUUUCAAAAUCUAUAUGAUUACCCCGUUCGUUUUGACCAAACCAGUCAAUAAACAAAAUUUUCAAUUUUUCAAAUCAAAUUAUACCAAAUUUGACCAAACUAUCCCAAAUUUGAUCAAAUAUAUUAAACCAUUGAAUCGAAAAAGCCAAACUAGUUGAAUUGAUUGAAUUCAACCAAAGUAUUCUAAUUUAUAUUAAUUUAAUUGAUUUUGACCAAAUUUAAACAAAAAAAAACUAAAAAGAUGGUUCAUUUUAGUAAAAGAAUAAGAACAGUGGAACCAACCAAAUUGAACCGGGCUAAAUUAACCGAGGUUGCAUCUAUUUACUAGGGGAAGUCGAAGUUCCUCGAGGGUUUAUGAGAGUAAGAUUAUCGGUUGCAACUCCUAAGAGGUUCUAAAACAAAAAAAAACUAUUAUAAUCAUUUAAUUAUGCUUUAAUUCUGUAAAACCAAUUGAAACCUUAAUCAAGUAACAUCUGUCAUUUGGAGUUAAGAACCGGUUGUUAAAACCUCUACGUUUAGAAUUUUUCUUUAUUCUCUCUCCAAUUUUAAUUAUUUUUUAUUUUUUUUAAAUGGUUAGAAUUUUUUUAGAGUUGGCCGAUGGAGCUGCUAUGAGGUUUUUUAGUCGCUCUCAAAAAUAAAAAUAAAAAUAAAAAUAAUACACAUGACAAUCUCUUUUGGGCUGUAUCUCUUAUGUAUGUCGGGCCUAGAACAUGGGCUACCUAUUAUCAUUGCGAAUUCGAGUUUCCUGUAAACCCUAGCAAAACCUUGUGAGCUCUCUCUAUUCACAUACGGUGAGCAAAAAUGGCUUGGCGCAAUGCAGGAUCUACCGCUCGUUCUUUUGUAUCCGCCGCCGCAAGAGCACCGUCUCUCCGGUCUCCUACGGCGGCGCUUCCUCGCCUCCGUCCUUCCCCAUCCUCCUUACCUGGCCGUCGCUCCUCCUUUUCAUUGCCCUCUAGGAACAUAGGAGCACUUGGUUGCACACAAUCUUUCUUGCCGCUGUACAGUGUUGUGGCUGCUUCUCAACUCACCUCCCACCUUAAUGUUAACUUGCGGGCUUUCUGCGAGCUGUCUAAUGGUACCUUCCCACGCACUUGUCAAGAUCGCUAAUAGUUGAGUGUUACUUUUCUUAGGAUUUCGUCAGAUAAUAUGAGAAUUAAGCGGGAAUUUUUCUUUAUUUGAACAUGCUAAAACUACGGAUCUUCUUGCGCAUUUGAUGUCCUUUCUUUUGGUGGUUCUGUCUGUUUGUGUGAAUUUUCAAUUAAAAGAAUUGAUUGGGAUUGAUAAAGAAUUGAAAUGGUGGGUGAUGCAAGUGGAUGAGAGGGAGUUCUUAUUCAAUUUUCUUUGUCUUUUUUUUUUGAAAAUACUCCAUUUUCUUUUUAGUUGUUGUCACAAUGGACAAACUAAAGCUUAUUUUUUGUACCAGAUAACAUCUUAUUCAUUUAAGCAGCCAGUUUUGUACUUCAGUCAUUACUCAAGCUUAAGAUAAGGGUUGUGAAUAGACUGAAUUGAGCUGUCUUUGACUUGACUUAAAGUUACAUAGUUCUUGAUUUUGAUCCUGAUAAAAUUUGGGUUAUACAACAAUUUCGUGUGUUUAGUUUCAUGGUGUUCUGAGUUGUGUUGUUAUUUUUAAACAAGUAGUCUUGUUUAUCAUACAAAAAUGAUGAAAUCAGUGUCGAAUAUACUUCAUACAUGAUAUGUGAGGCGGGCAAUGAAGAAUUGAUUCUUGGAAUGUAUACGUGUGACAGGUACUUGAAGAGGCUGAGAGUGUAUAAUGCAUCAGUGCAUGCAUCAGUUACUUUGAAGGUGUGUAAGAGAUCCAAAGAGUGGGGUUACCUCCGAAAAAAUCUUAAUCGUUAUGUUACUUUCGUUUUAGAAAUUUAACUUCCGUGAAAUCUCGUUAAUUAUUAAUAGCUGUAGAGCUUUUCGUUUGCUCGGCACAAUGGGUUAUCCUCUAGGUUUUUUUUUUUUUUUGUAUUGGAAAGAUGCAUAAAAUACUUAGCAUUAUCAAUAAAUGUUUUGGAUUA